Maniola jurtina (meadow brown) is the source of this 1622-nucleotide messenger RNA. RefSeq names its product myrosinase 1-like. Gene Ontology annotation, biological process: carbohydrate metabolic process. Gene Ontology annotation, molecular function: beta-glucosidase activity. Lineage: Eukaryota; Metazoa; Arthropoda; Insecta; Lepidoptera; Nymphalidae. Bases 66 to 1607 code for a protein of 513 amino acids. The transcript has 11 exons. The record is from RefSeq and is a predicted model, not a curated record.
GUCGUCAUACCGACUUUUCGACAGUAGUGUGGUAGUGGUGCAGUGGACUGCAAUAGACGGUAGGUAUGUGGUUGGCUAAGACACUCGUAUUCAGUGCUUUAGUGGUUGUAGCAUGCUGCAACAGGAAUUUCCCACCUGGCUUCAAGUUUGGGGCCGCAACAGCUGCCUACCAAGUCGAAGGAGCUUGGAAUGUUAGUGAUAAAUCCGAGAGCAUCUGGGAUGUGUUCACCCACGAGCACCCCGAGGCCAUCAUAGACCGCUCCACCGGAGACGUGGCCUGCGACAGCUACCACCAGUGGCAGAGGGACGUUGAAAUCGCCUCUGAACUUGGGUUGCACUUUUACAGAUUUUCCAUAGCCUGGGCGAGGUUAUUGCCGAAUGGUUUCUCAAAUUAUGUCAGCGAAGAUGGCAAGAAAUAUUACAGUGAUCUCAUUGACGGGCUCUUGGAGAAGGGAAUCGAACCCGUGGUCACUCUGUACCAUUGGGAUCUGCCGCAAUCCUUGCAAAAUCUAGGGGGUUGGACAAAUCCACUGAUAGCUGACUGGUUCGGGGAGUACGCACGGGUCGCGUUUUCCCUUUACGGCAACCGAGUCAAGACCUGGUUAACCAUAAAUGAACCCAUAAUCUAUUGCCAAGUGAGCUAUGGCUCUGGUAUGCACGCUCCUGGGAUUGCAAGCCCGGCCUUUGGAGGCUUGAUGUGCAGUAAGAAUGCUGUUCUCGCACAUGCAAAAGCGUGGAGGAUCUAUGAUGAAGAGUUCAGACAAAAAUAUCAAGGUAAAGUUUCUCUGACCAAUCAAUUAAUGUGGUUCGAACCAGAUGACGAAAAUGAGCAGGAAUCGGCAGAUCUCGCUCAACAACUUUGGGGUGGAGUAUACACUCAUCCCGUAUUUUCAAAGGAUGGUGGAUGGCCUCCUGAAUUGGAGAAGAAGAUAGCAGAAAAGAGCAGGCAGCUGGGAUAUACGGGGUCGAAGUUACCCCCGUUCACUCAGGAAGAGAAGGAACUAGUUAGAGGAACGUACGACUUCUUCGGUUUCAACUUCUACACGGCUCGCACUGUACGAAGAGCGAAGGCAGGCGAGGAAGUUGGACCCUGGCCUUUUACUGGUUGUCCAGACCUCGACUUCAUACUGUCAGUCCGUCCCGAUUGGAAGCCUGGGGCCACUCGCUGGUUUUUUUCGUACCCCAGAGCCUUGCGACUCCAACUGUCUAAGGUGAAGCAGCAGUACGGUGACAUAGACAUCUUCAUUCUGGAGAACGGUGUCGCUGGAUACGACACAGAUCUGGACGACCAGGAUCGCAUCAACUUUUACAGAGAUCAUUUAGAACAGGUACUAUUGUCAAUCAACGAGGAUGGAGUGAAAAUAGUAGGAUAUACAGCGUGGACCAUGAUCGACAAUUACGAGUGGAGCGACGGAUAUCGAUCUAAAUUCGGUCUGUACGAGGUGGAUUUCAGCGACCCGCAGCGCACGCGGCGGCCCCGCGCCUCCGCGCAGUACUACGCGCGCGUCAUCCAACAACACUCGCUUGAUGUACUCGACACCAAUAAACUUACUGAUGAACUGUAUUGGACCUUUGUUCUUAUUUCUCCUAUUUUUAAGAUCCCGUAAUCGAAGGGUGUCAGC